UUAUUCAUUUUUUCAGAGAUUUGUAAAAAAUUUACUCUAAAGUUGUAUUAUCAACAUCAUCUGUCGAAAAUGAACUCAAACAUAGGCACACCUCGUCAAUGGCACUUAAUCCUAAUUUCAAUUUUUACUGUUGCUCUUCUCGUAUCAAGAACUUGCACCAAAUCGCUACCCUUAAAUGCUAAAAGUGAAUUGGAGCAUCCUUUAUAUAUGAUAGCGCGCCCAUGGACAGACUAUGCCCCGGCUUCUGCCUGGAACGGUCAAUGGAUUCGAAGGCCUCAAACCGCUUUAGAAUCGAAUCUUGGAGAAAUAAGACACGACAAUUCACUUCAGAUACAGAAGAAAUGGACACGACUAGAACCAUCAAUUCGUUUUUAUUGA
Molecule: messenger RNA, 378 nt
Organism: Meloidogyne enterolobii
Lineage: Eukaryota; Metazoa; Nematoda; Chromadorea; Rhabditida; Meloidogynidae
Source: the annotation of a GenBank genome assembly